AUGACCGCGUCGACGAUACACAAGGACCACCAGCACGACGUCAAGGAGGCGAUCUUGAAGAUGGCGUUCAACAUCAACUUGACGGUCUACCUGGUCAUCCCCGGGGACGACAACAAGGUGCCGUGGCUGAGCAUCGACCUGACCAACUGCGAGCGUACACACACGAGCGAGGACACCACCGUGUAG
This is a messenger RNA of Fonsecaea pedrosoi CBS 271.37, 186 nucleotides long. RefSeq lists its product as uncharacterized. NCBI's taxonomy places the organism in Eukaryota, Fungi, Ascomycota, Eurotiomycetes, Chaetothyriales, Herpotrichiellaceae. The transcript has a single exon. The record is from RefSeq and is a predicted model, not a curated record. Bases 1 to 186 code for a protein of 61 amino acids.